This is a messenger RNA of Fundulus heteroclitus (mummichog), 2048 nucleotides long. RefSeq names its product inositol 1,3,4,5,6-pentakisphosphate 2-kinase (gene ippk). NCBI's taxonomy places the organism in Eukaryota, Metazoa, Chordata, Actinopteri, Cyprinodontiformes, Fundulidae. Gene Ontology annotation, molecular function: ATP binding; inositol-1,3,4,5,6-pentakisphosphate 2-kinase activity. Gene Ontology annotation, biological process: inositol phosphate biosynthetic process. The record is from RefSeq and is a predicted model, not a curated record. Gene Ontology annotation, cellular component: nucleus.
CGGGGCUUCAGAGAGGGCCGGACCUCGACCGAGAAGCGGGUGUCCACCGCCGCCGCCAGCAGCAGCAGGAUCCCGCGGGCCGCGGCGCUGUCGUGAGUCCGUCUGUGGUGUGACAGGAGUGGGCUCUGUUCUCCGCGGUGUGAUGGAAAUGGACAGGAUGGAUGAAAAUGACUGGAAAUACCACGAAGAAGGAAACAAGAGCCUGGUGGUCUGCCAUGUUCAGCACUGCAGGGUUCUGCGGCUCCUCAAGUACCCGGCUGAAGACUCGGAGAACCCGCCACAGACGGCGGAGCAGGCCUACAGGCAGAUCCAGAACAUCGUGGACUUCACCUCCAACGUCAUGAGCCGGCUGCUGGGGGACAAGUUCGUCCACAGUGGGGAAGUGGUCCGACUGCCGCUGGAGUUCGUUCGCCAGUUAUCCAUCAAGAUUCAGCACCAGAGACCAGCCUGGCGCUGCGAUAAAGUCAUGGACAUCUACAGCGGCUGCGCUCUCUGCCUGCCCAACCUAACCACGCCGACCCAGUACCAGCCGACAGCCACGCCGCCCAUCUGCAUCGAGAUCAAGCCUAAAUGGGGCUUCCUGCCGUCCUCCAAACACGUCAGCAGGGACAUCAAGACCAGAGUGUGUCGCUACUGCAUGCACCAGCACUACAAGGUGGCCAACGGGAAGUGGAAGAGACGCAGCCUGUACUGUCCUCUGGACCUGUUCUCAGGAAACAGGCAGAGGAUGCACUUCGCCAUCAGACACCUGAUAGAAGAACCUCAGAACAACUUCAAGGUGUUCAAGGGCGGUCAGUGCAUCUACAGCAGCAAGGAGGGCAGCGAGGGGUCGCCGGACAUGAACGCUCUGCUGCAUCACCUCAGGCCUUACUUCCUGCGUGGAAACAACCGCGUCAACGGUCACAUGACCGCCAAAGCCGUCCUGAACGACUUCAUCCAGGUCCUGGUGAACGCCCUGCUGAGCCCCGCAGGAGGAGACGGCGGCCCGCUGACCCACAGAGCCCCGGAGGGGCGGAGCUUCUGCGAGGCCAGUCUGUUCAGCAACGAGCGGGUUCGCCACGGAUCUCAGGGUUUGCCCUCCAGCAGCGUUCUGUCCAGGAUCCUUCAGACUCAGAUGUUGGACGCGUUGGACAUCGAGGGACUUUAUCCUCUGUACUGCCGGGUGGAGCAGCACCUGCAGGACUUCCCCAAGGACAGGACUCGGCUCCAGAUAGACGGACCGUACGACCAGAACUUCCUGGAGAACGUGCAGAAAAGCUCGAUGGAGGACGACGGCUCUGUGGAGUACGCUGCUGCCAAGGUCCAUCAGUACCGGAUCGCCAUGACGGCCAAGGACUGCUCCAUCAUGGCUGCUCUGGUUCCCAGCGUCGAGGAAGAGGACGACGAUGAAGGCCUCUCCUCUCAGAAGCAUCUCAGGGACUUCAGACCUCAGGCCUUCUCCUCCUCCGUCUCCAUCCUGGAUCUGGACCCCAAGCCGCUGGACAGCAUCCCCCGCCAGCUGCGCCUGGACCAGAAGAUCGUCGCGUGCUACCUGAGGACGGGCGGUGCCUUGCCCAUGGGCUCCCUGCCGCUGCUGCCCAACUUCAUCGCGGCGGCAGAGAGGGAGGACCGCACGCUGCUCUUCCAGCCCGCGUGACCCGGUGGUUCUGUUCGGUCCCCACUGACCCUGCAGAUGCUCUGGCUCCAGAGAGGUCCGUACGGGAGUAGAACCAGCAACCGUUCUGCUCCAGUCAACCACAUUCUCACGGCUUCAUUUGGACCCAAACGUCGGACCUCUCUGUGGACGGGAGCCGGCGUCAGAGGUCCUCAGCCGGGUCCGUUACACUAACAGCUGCAGCGUUCAACCAGAACCAGGAGAACCUCCCGGGUCGCACGGUUCUGGUCUCCUCCUCCUCCUGGCUGGGACCGUCUGGGAACUCGAACAGAACCGCAGACGUUUGUUUGUAGUCAGGCAGGAGGAGGACGGCCUUUCUAACCCAUUACUAAAAGCUGCAGAACCGAGCAGAACUGUGAGCGGCGCCGCUCGGCCCGUUUCUGUGCCAAACAUG